CUGUCGGGAUAAUGUGUUUUAUCAAAUUUAAACGCAUUCUGUUGUUUAACAAUAAAUAAAUAAAUGGACAUUCAUAAAUAUAUUUUAGAGUAAACCGGAAGUGCUCGGAGAGGUUGAGCACAUUGUUCCACCGCGCGUCUUUGCUUCAUUGAAUCAAUGAAGUUUCACGUAAAUAUUCCGAAAAUAACGCAGAAGCCAGCGGAGUGACCUUGGCACCGUUGUGUGCACCCCACUACAAUUAACAGACGUUACAUUCUGCUUUGAAUUUGAGUAAGCAAUGGCUGGGAUUCUGUUUGAGGAUAUUUUUGAUGUAAAGGACAUUGAUCCAGAUGGAAAGAAGUUUGACAGAGUGUCUCGUCUACACUGUGAAAGUGAAUCUUUCAAGAUGGAUCUGAUCCUGGAUGUAAAUAUUCAGAUAUAUCCUGUGGAUUUAGGUGACAAGUUCAGACUGGUCAUUGCAAGCACGCUAUAUGAAGAUGGAACACCAGAUGAUGGGGAAUACAAUCCUCAAGAUGACCGGCCAUCAAGGGCAGACCAGUUUGACUAUGUGAUGUAUGGAAAGGUGUACAAGAUUGAAGGCGAUGAAACAUCAACAGAAGCAGCAACACGGCUAUCUGCCUAUGUGUCGUACGGAGGCCUCCUCAUGAGACUGCAGGGAGACGCGAACAAUCUGCAUGGCUUCGAGGUGGACUCCAGGGUUUACCUCCUCAUGAAGAAACUUGCAUUCUAAACCUGAGUUCUCUUCAAAAUCACAUCAUGGUUGUGAUUCCCCCAACUGAACACAGUCAUAUAUUGAACAUCUGAAGGGUGAAGAUUUUUCUGGUUAUUUUUUUAUUCCACACAACGGCACGUUUCCUUGGAGGAAAUGUA
This is a messenger RNA of Synchiropus splendidus (mandarinfish), 870 nucleotides long. RefSeq names its product RNA polymerase II, I and III subunit H (gene polr2h). The record is from RefSeq and is a predicted model, not a curated record. Bases 278 to 730 code for a protein of 150 amino acids. The transcript has 6 exons. Gene Ontology annotation, cellular component: RNA polymerase II, core complex; RNA polymerase III complex; RNA polymerase I complex. Gene Ontology annotation, biological process: DNA-templated transcription. Lineage: Eukaryota; Metazoa; Chordata; Actinopteri; Syngnathiformes; Callionymidae. Gene Ontology annotation, molecular function: DNA-directed RNA polymerase activity.